Molecule: messenger RNA, 804 nt
Organism: Pieris napi
Lineage: Eukaryota; Metazoa; Arthropoda; Insecta; Lepidoptera; Pieridae
Product: larval/pupal rigid cuticle protein 66-like
Exons: 2
Coding region: 107-691 (194 amino acids)
Cellular component (GO): extracellular matrix
Source: RefSeq, a predicted model, not a curated record
UGAACUUCCUGCUAUGUAUCAAAAUCAAAGCCUUCGCGAUAAUAUAAAUAGUAAACGCGAGCUCGAUUAAAACAGUUGCGAUCAGAAGUCGAACAAAACACGUACAAUGGCCUCUAAGUUUGUUGUCCUCGCUUUAUUGGUAGCUGCCGCCCAAGGCAGUGCCGUCCAUGGAGGUGACUACUCCAGCUUCUCCUAUGGAGUAGCGGACCCCCACACCGGUGACGUCAAGAGCCAGCACGAGACCCGCAACGGUGACAACGUGGUCGGCCAGUACUCUCUGCUGGAAUCUGAUGGCACCCGCCGGACAGUAGACUACGCUGCUGACGCCCACAACGGUUUCAACGCUGUUGUCCGCAAAGACCCAGCUCUGGUAGCCCACGCUCCAGCUGUUGUCGCCGCUCCCGUCGCAUACUCCGCCUCUCCUCUUGCGUACGGAGCUCAUGCUCGCGUCGCUUACGCUGCCCCCGCCUACGCCGCAUCCGCCUACGCCGCUCCCGCUUACUCAGCUCACCCAUCUCCCCUUGCCUACAACUCAUACGCCGCUCCAGUCGCCGUCAACGCCUACGCUGCCGCUCCAGUCGCUGUCAACGCCUACGCUGCCGCUCCUCUCGCCCAUGGAGCCGUCGCUUACGGUUCUCCCUUGGGUUACGGUUACGGCGCUCAUGGUCUUAACGCCCGUUUCGCCUGGUAAUUAAUCGAUAAAAAAUAACUGUGAUCUUAGCUAACUUAUCUAUUAAAUGUUCCUCAGAAAUGCGUUCCCAUCUUGUAAAUACGAAGUUAUUGUAAUAUAAACUUUUAUUACAA